Messenger RNA from Peniophora sp. CBMAI 1063, 240 nucleotides. The record is from the annotation of a GenBank genome assembly. NCBI's taxonomy places the organism in Eukaryota, Fungi, Basidiomycota, Agaricomycetes, Russulales, Peniophoraceae.
AUGCACCCACAGGCCUCUGAAAAGCGAAUAGCUUGCAAGGAUUUCUUCGAGGCACUGGAGGCUUGCCACGCAAUAGCGUGGAAGAGGUACACGGGAUGGUGUAAUACGGACAAGAACAAUCUGAACAGGUGCCUGCAUGGCGAAUCCGUGAAGAACGCGACACGGAAUAGGGAGGAUGCGAAAGUGCGCAAAGCAAAGGCCGAGAAGGCGAAGCAGGAUCUUGCAGAGGCGCUAUCAUGA